AUGCAAGAAGCAGAAAAGGCAUUGUAUCCAGAAUGCAACGAGUUCACAAAAUUAUCAUUUACUGUUGCACUAUAUCACAUAAAGUGCCUAUGCAGUUGGAGUGACAAGUCCUUCUCUAUGUUGUUGGAUUUAUUGAAGAAAGCACUACCACAAAAUAAUACCUUGUCGAAUUCUUUAUAUGAAGCAAAGAAGAUGCUUAAAGAUUUGAAACUCAGUUACAACAAGAUCGAUGCAUGCCCCAACGAUUGUAUGCUAUAUUGGAAAGAUGCAUCUAAUGAAAAGUCUUGUCUCAAAUGUGGGGCAUCAAGAUAUACACCCAAAUCCAAAGCUCCAGCAAAAACAUUACGCCACUUUCCUCUGAUACCAAGGCUUCAAAGAUUAUAUAAGUCAUCAGUAACAUCAUCUGAAAUGAGAUGGCAUAAAGAUGGACGUAUAGAUGAUGGAAAAAUACGUCAUCCUGCAGAUGCAGAAGCAUGGAAGGAUUUUGACAGACUGCAUCCAACUUUUAGUGCGGAUCCCCAAAAUGUUAGGUUGGGGCUUUCAAGUGAUGGAUUUAAUCCUUUUAAUGAUCUUAAGAAUUCAUAUAGCAUUUGGCCUGUUAUUGUGGUGCCAUAUAAUCUGCCACCAUGGAAGUGCAUGAAACAAACAUCGUUCAUAUUGACAUUACUAAUUCCAGGUAAAAAUCAGCCUGGAAAUGAUAUAGAUGUUUAUUUACAACCUUUAAUUGAUGAAUUAAAAUUAUUGUGGGAUGGUGUUGACACCUAUGAUUCAUUGAAGAAAGAGUCAUUCCAUUUACGUGCCUGCCUCUUAUGGACAAUCAACGACUUUCCUGCAUAUGCCAAUCUUUCAGGCUGGAGCACCAAGGGUGCAUUGGCGUGCCCUUGUUGCAACAAAGAGACCAUGUCAACUUGGUUGAAACACAGCCAUAAGCAAUGUUACUUAGGCCAUCGUCGAUUCCUAGAAGGAAAUCAUAAAUUUCAAUUGGAUAAGAGAGGUUUCAAUGGUUGUGUUGAGUUUGGGGUAGCACCACAGCCCCUUUCAGGCAUUGCUUCGCUAUCUCAAAUGGAAGGUGUAGAAUUUCCUGCAUUUGGUAAGGGAUCUGAUAAGAAUGAUACCGGUAAACGAAACAGAGUUGGAGGUCGAACUGAACUACCUUUUAAUUGGAAGAAGAGAAGUGUAUUCUUUGAGUUGCCAUAUUGGAAGCAUAAUCUACUCCGUCAUAAUCUGGAUGUCAUGCAUAUAGAAAAGAAUGUGUGUGACAACAUCAUUGGUACACUGUUGGAAUUAAAAGAUAGAUCAAAGGAUAAGUUGGAGGGCCGACUAGAUUUGCAAGACAUGAACAUUAGACCAUCUUUGCAUCCGUAG
Molecule: messenger RNA, 1365 nt
Organism: Telopea speciosissima
Lineage: Eukaryota; Viridiplantae; Streptophyta; Magnoliopsida; Proteales; Proteaceae
Exons: 1
Coding region: 1-1365 (454 amino acids)
Source: RefSeq, a predicted model, not a curated record